This is a messenger RNA of Magallana angulata, 2539 nucleotides long. RefSeq names its product TNF receptor-associated factor 6-like. Gene Ontology annotation, molecular function: tumor necrosis factor receptor binding; zinc ion binding; ubiquitin-protein transferase activity. The coding region runs from base 441 to 2252 and encodes 603 amino acids. Lineage: Eukaryota; Metazoa; Mollusca; Bivalvia; Ostreida; Ostreidae. Gene Ontology annotation, cellular component: plasma membrane signaling receptor complex. The record is from RefSeq and is a predicted model, not a curated record. The transcript is spliced from 10 exons. Gene Ontology annotation, biological process: regulation of apoptotic process; tumor necrosis factor-mediated signaling pathway; positive regulation of JNK cascade.
AAAUCUCAUUUUACCCAUUACCAAUCAAACUUCCUCUUUCGAUAGCGAAAAUAUUAUUAAAAACUGGGAAGUUAUUCCAAAUUCCUAUUCCGAUACUUUUUCAAUAUUUUUGAAAAAGACAUUGUAUUGGAUAGAUAAUUUAAAGGUUUUGGAGGAACCACUUUCAUGAUAUUAAUAAAGAAAUGCUCUGUGGACUAAGGAAUCGGCAUUCACUACAGUACAGAACAAAAGACAUUGCUACAGAAAUCAUCCAGGAUUGAUUUGCCUUCAAAUAUACCAACAGAAAGACAUUCUUGUUGUGAUGAUUUAAUGGAUGAACCUUUGAUUAGCUGACCUUUACACUGUUGCCUCAAAAAUUGAAUGCUCAGAGAAACGAUAGCAAGGAUGCAUGUACAGAGAAGGGGUUCCAAGAGGACCGUGUAUUGCACGUAGUACAAAAAAUGACGUCAGAGCGACCUUUGUCGUCUGGUCUCUAUGAGUAUACCAACGAGCCCCGCCAUUCAUCUCCCGUCAGUUCCGGAAGCUUUACUUCCGGAGAGGGACUUUCCGGUCGGGAGGAGGGAUAUGACUUUGAUUUCAUCAUCAGAGACGAAAAGUACGACUGUCCAAUUUGUCUCCUUGUUUUGAGGGAUCCAUUGCAGACGACAUGUGGACAUCGCUUUUGUAAAAACUGCAUCAACAAAUGGCUCAAGGAGUCCGACCAGAGGUGUCCGAUAGACAACAUGCCGAUCACAGAAUCCCAGCUGUUUCCGGACAACUUUGCGAAGCGCGAAAUUCUGGGCCUCAGUGUCAAAUGCCCCAACUCCAAAGAAGGCUGUCAAGUGAUCGAGACUUUGAAAAAUAUCCAGAGACACCUUGACGAGUGCCAGUACGUGCCCAUACCCUGUCCCAACAGAUGCAGCCACAUCCUCCUCAGGAGGGACAUUCAGGAGCACCUAUCCCACAUCUGCCACAAAAGAACCCUCAUUUGUAACCAGUGCAGCUCGGAGGUGUUAGCUGAGGAGAUGCAGGAACACGAAGAUGACCAAUGCCCCAUGGCAAUGGUACAGUGUCCGCACUGCGCCAUGGAGUUAAUGCGUGAACAGCUGCAAAGACACUAUGACCACGAUUGUAUGCGGCGGUCCAUAGACUGCGUCUACUCCAAGCUAGGCUGUAGUGUAGGAAAGAUUCCUAGAAGCGAAAUGGGCAAACAUAUUCAGGAAAACCUGCACAACCACAUGCAGCUUAUGUGUCAAGCAUUAACCAACAUCCACCGGCGGCUAAACAUUCCCGCCAAUAAUCAGCUCACCCACAGCCAUUCCUUACCCGACCGAACGGAACCAUUCACGCCGGAAGACAGGCGCAUGGUCGAGGGCAUCGGCAACGGACUAAGCCACGCAGUUAAUCUCUUGCAUUUAUCCGAUAAUCCAUCACUCGCAAUACCUCAAGCAGGACCACAUUCUCUCGACAGCUUUUGUCCACCGGAUACAAGCCUUCGGCAACUGCGCGGUGCCCAGGGAAGUGACGAAAGAUUCGGAAGUGAACGAACGCAAAUCGAUACAGAACUUACUUAUACCUCAAAUCCGUCUAACAAUUUAGAGGGGUUUCCUAGAGUCCCUUUUGAUGAUGAAUUCCAGUCGCUAAAAAGUCAGAACUUAUCUCAAGAUGAGAGUUUAGCAAGGCACGAGUCGGCACUUCAUGACAUGAAACACAAGGUGGAGUACCAUGAAAAGAAUAACGCUGCUCUAAUUAAAAGAGUAAAAAGUCUGGAGAACGCCCUCACUGAGCUGGAAGGGCGGUGUAGCAAUGGUGUAUACUUCUGGAGAAUCAAAAGUUAUUCAAAGUUUAGAAACGAGGCCGAGUCGGGCGAGGUAACGGCAAUUCAUAGUCCGGCGUUUUAUUCUAGUUGUUUUGGAUAUAAAAUAUGUAUUCGCGCAAACUUAAACGGAGUUGAUUCCGCCAGAGGAACACAUCUCUCUAUAUUUGUUCAUUUUAUGCAAGGUGAAUAUGACGAUAUCCUGGAGUGGCCCUUUAGUGGUCGUAUAAUGUUAAGCGUUCUGGAUCAGAACCCGACCUGUGAGUUACGAUCGCACGUGAUGGAGACUUUGGUCGCCAAGCCAACGCUGGCAGCCUUUCAGCGCCCCACCACCCCUCGUAAUCAUAAAGGCUUCGGCUACAUGGAAUUCCUUCCACUAAGUGUCUUGGAUAAUUCUUCGUACAUUAGGAAUGAUACUUUGAUAAUCAAAGCUCAGAUCAUUGGGAGAUCGGAGUGAGUGUAGGAGUGCGCUUGUAAUACCCUGGUAGUAUUAUUAUUAUCAUAGUGUGAUAACUCAGUUUGUGAAACCAUUAUUUUGUCAAUAUUUAAGUUGAUUGUGUAUAUCAUUAACAGAGAAUGCUUGAUUAAACCCUGGGAUAUGUAUCAGCCAUUUUCCUCACUGUUUCUAGUUCGUGUUGUAUUAGUUUUCAACUAUCCAGAGUACUAGUAUAUUAUUAUUCAAGAGGUGUAUGUACACAAUUUGGUUUACGUGGUUAAACCUUGGAUAAACCGUGAAAAUCGUGA